AUGAAAUCCUCGGAUCACUAACAAUAAAAUUCAGUUGGUUGGCUUUUAAAUUUGGUUGGAAAAUUUUCUCCAAAAGAUUUGGAAAAAUCAAAUCUAAAGGAAAUUGGAGAAGAAUAUAUGAAAAAGAUCUUACUCUAUCCUCAACUGUAAUCAGGGAAUGUUUUUAGUUACAACUAAUAAAAAUAAGAAUUCUCCGAAAAACUAUUUCAUAUAUACCCUAAUAUUCUAAUAUGUCAACAUGACAAAAUUCAUACUCAUUUAAUAUUGAGUAAUUGCAGUAUUUAAAAAGAGUUAAUCUAAUACAAAGAAGCAAAAACCUAUGGAUUAAUUAUAUCUAAUAAUUUAGGGAACACAUAUCUAUUCUUUUCUUAAUUCAUUCAGUAUCGAAACUGGUAUAAAUUGAUGAAACAAUAUUGUAAAUUGAAUGACUUUUUUGGGAAGUACAAAUUAACAGAUAGAAUGCUGCCUGGAAUAUAUCAAUGCUAUAAGAAAUCCAAUAAUGCCUAAUUCACAGUUCAAAUAUACAAGAUGGAAGACUUUGAAUAAUGGCCUGAGAUAGAGGAGGUGGUUCAUAAUGAAAUACAAAUGCUACGUUCGAUUAAGCAUUCAAAUUUGUUGCAACUAAGAAGAGUGUACGAAGAUGACUCAUAUUUAUUCAUCCUCUAUGAGCAUUUCAAAGGAGAGUCCCUCUAUAAUUUAAUAUUAACAAAUCCGUUACACGAAGUUCAAAUAGCUUCAAUCGUUUAUCAAAUCUUGCAACUGCUUAAAUUUUUGGAUAAACAUCAAUUUUAUCAUGGAAAUCUCAAUCCUCUAAACAUAAUUAUUAACUCCAAUAAUUAACUCCUUUAGAUCUUUUUGAUAAACUUAUCUUUCAAACAAUACAGAAUAAAUGAUAAAUUAGACUGGAUUUUGAAUAGAUAGAUUGAAGGAUUUAUAGCACCUGAGUUUUAUAAUGGAGUACCCCCAAACAUUACUUCUGAUUUGUAUAGUUUAGGAGUCCUGCUUUAUUUCAUGACAUUUCCAACACAGUUGCCAAGUGAGAAACAUUUUGAUAAAUAUGAAAUCGAUACAACUAAAAUUUAGAGAUUAUUGUAAAAGAAAUUGUCUUAAAUCCCUAAUGAUGCAACCUCCCCACUUGAUAAAUCAAUAGAGAAGAACAUCAGUUUAAGCGAAUUAGAUUUAUUAUCCAAAUUGCUAGAAACCAUUCCUAAGCAAAGAAUCACAAUAUCUGACGGUAUGAAACAUCAUUGGUUUGUGAAUAUUAAGAGCAAGAUUAAAUAGCUGAAUGUUGUGAAAAAGAAAAAGGUAGAAUUGCCUUCAUUAAGAACAAUUAUAGAAUUAAGAUCCUAAAGUGAACUGGACCUUAAGGUUUAAUCUUAACUAUCCAAUAACAGAAGACAGUCAAGAUUAGCUCCAAUCUAGGUUGAUGAUUUUGAUGUAGUACCUGAUGAAGGGCAUCCUUUAGAGUAGGUUGCUGAUCUAGAUUUUUGUUAAUUGCUAAGAAGCAGUACUUAAUUAAGAAAAAUGUAAACCUUAAGCAACAAAUCCAUUGGUUGA
Molecule: messenger RNA, 1557 nt
Organism: Paramecium tetraurelia
Lineage: Eukaryota; Ciliophora; Oligohymenophorea; Peniculida; Parameciidae
Exons: 6
Biological process (GO): protein phosphorylation; mitotic DNA damage checkpoint signaling
Cellular component (GO): cytoplasm; nucleus
Molecular function (GO): protein serine/threonine kinase activity; ATP binding
Source: RefSeq, a predicted model, not a curated record